AUGCCCGAAGUCGUUCGAGGCAUUCGUACCAGUGCCCAGGUCGAGCGCAAUGGUAGCGUGGUUCCCGCCAGCCCGGUGCGAGAAACACGAACUGUUCACUUCGGUCCAGAAGGGCCGUUUGCCGACGACGAAGCAGCCGCGCCUCCCAGCCCCGGGGUCGAUAGAGCCGACACUCGGGUGAGCAUUUCAUCUGCGCGAAGAAAGAGUUCGGAAAGGAGGAAAGAACACCACAAACACAGCGGGGAUGAGCCGGAUAGAGGGGCAUAUUACGACAGUCGUGCGGCGACCAAAAAAGAGUUUAGAAGACGAGCCAGCACGCUGCAGGAAUACUAUAGCGAACAUCCCGACCUUCUCCCGCAGUUACCCUUCACCUGGCGAUAUGGUUGGCGACGAUGGAAGCUGUUCCUCACAAUCUUUAUAAUGGUGGUGGAUGCAUGUGUGGUCCCGCUUGUUUUAUAUUAUACCAUGACUUUUGCAGGCCAUGUACAGGGCUGGAUAGUAUUUGCCGUUGUGGCCACCAUCUGGGGCGGCCCGACGUACGUCGAAUUCGCCGUCCGCUGCUGGCGACUGACCAAACAAGAAAACUUCUUCCGCCCGCUGGGCACGUCGAAUCGAUGGGCAUUCGAUAUCACGCAUUGGAUCUUCGUCUUGACCAUCGCAGCGGUCACCACCUUUUUGAUCGUCGGUAGCGCGCCGCACAUUGUAUGGCUCCGAGUUCUCUCUUUACCCGCUCCCGCGCUCCUGUAUUGCCUGGGCGGAAGCAUCUUCAUCCUCACCAUGUGGAGUUUGUCCGGACGCAAAGCGCCUUUCCGGAUAAGCUCGACGCCCAAAGGAGGCGAAGUCUACCCGGGAGUCUACUACCUGAUUGAAGACGUCGUGGCCGUCAACGCAAGUGCUGGCAGGCCAUACCGCGAAGCCCUGGCCGCCCGAUAUAAGGCCAGUCCACGGUUCCGGAGGAUGAUCAAGCAGCAGUCCUUAUUCUGGUCUGUGCCGGCGCUCGUCAUCGCAAUUGCUUGCACGGUCGUGAUCAUCAUCCAUCCGGUGCCGAAAGCAGUGGCAUACGGAAUCGGAUGGGGCGUCCCGUUUGCCUGGGCGUGCAUCUGGACCGCCAUCUCUGUCCCCUGGGUUCGCCGAGCCAUGCACAAAGAGACGGUGACGUGGGAAGAAGACUACGGUGUCGAACCUGGGGAGAAGAAAGCCCACAAAAAGCUCGAACAAACCGACUCGGAGCGCGAUACACCGCCCAAAGAACCCGAACCGUGA
Molecule: messenger RNA, 1263 nt
Organism: Capronia coronata CBS 617.96
Lineage: Eukaryota; Fungi; Ascomycota; Eurotiomycetes; Chaetothyriales; Herpotrichiellaceae
Exons: 3
Coding region: 1-1263 (420 amino acids)
Source: RefSeq, a predicted model, not a curated record